Solanum tuberosum (potato) is the source of this 1069-nucleotide messenger RNA. Its product is annotated as protein NLP7-like. Gene Ontology annotation, molecular function: DNA-binding transcription factor activity. Bases 154 to 774 code for a protein of 206 amino acids. NCBI's taxonomy places the organism in Eukaryota, Viridiplantae, Streptophyta, Magnoliopsida, Solanales, Solanaceae. The transcript has 2 exons. The record is from RefSeq and is a predicted model, not a curated record.
AACAUUUCAUUAUAAAGUAGUACUAAUACAAUCUUAUAUCAAAUGCCAAAAUCCUUAAAAAAAAAAAAAGAGAAACAAUAGUGUAGACAAAAUCAAAAGCAAGAUGCCAUAAUACAAGGAGGAGAGGAAAGGGACAAAAGGCAGCGAAAUUCUAUGGAGUAUCAUCUUCGGCAAGUUUUAGAGAUAUGUGGCCUAAUGUCUAGUCAACUGGAGUGGUGUGAAGUGAAGUGCAAUGCCUCCGCAUUUUGGAGCAUAAAACAAGAGGAUGAGUUGGAGUACCAACGAACGAUCUCCCCUUUCAUCUCUGCUCCUGCUUCUCUCGAUUUCAGCUUUCUAAUGCUGAAAUUGAGGAUCAAAUCUGUUAUUGAGAAAAUGUCGAGUCCGCAUAUUUGUCUGGUUCAAUUCUGGGCACCCAUCAAGGUCAACGGAUCCACUUUCCUGUCCACUGCGGAUCAAAUAUGUGCUUUCAAUAAGAGUCUCUCUUCAUACAGGAGGCUCUGUAUCGAUACUUUGAUUCCAAUUGACGACUACAUGGAAGGUCUACUUGGCCCCCUUGGACGAGUUUUCAGAAGAUGCUUGCCAGAAUAUAAUCCCGACGUCCAGAGUUACUCUGCUGCAGAGUUUCCACUGCUCGAAACUGCAAUAAGCUUGGGAAUUCAUUCUUAUUAUGCAUUUCCAGUGUUCAACCUCCAUGAUCAGCGCUACCUUGGUGUAUUUAAUUGGAAGGGCAAGUGGAAAAGAGGCUUACGAUAUCACUUGAAAGGUUUUCAAUAAAGUAUGAAGAUGAAGAUGAAGAUUGGAUUUUGAUAAGUACUGAUUCAGAUUUGAGGGAUGGGAUGCAUUCACUUAGAUUGUUGGGAAGGAAUACUAUGAGAUUACUAGUUACCCCAGAAGCUGACACAUGAAGGAUUUUCCAGAAGUUUUGUUAUGGUUCAUCUUCAUUACAGAACGUUAGUGAUGUUAUCUUUUGGUGAUAUGGUGUUUAUCUCUUCCCUGAGGUGUUGUGACAUGUCUUUGUGCUCAGUGUACCAAGAAAAUUAAUGCUAUUAUGAAUGUGGAAUUGUCAAAU